Raphanus sativus (radish) is the source of this 834-nucleotide messenger RNA. RefSeq names its product protein DOWNSTREAM OF FLC-like. The transcript has 2 exons. Lineage: Eukaryota; Viridiplantae; Streptophyta; Magnoliopsida; Brassicales; Brassicaceae. The coding region runs from base 149 to 649 and encodes 166 amino acids. The record is from RefSeq and is a predicted model, not a curated record.
ACAAGAUGCGAUGGACUUGCACCUUUCUUUACUACAUGUGCCUUUCACUUCCCUUCUUAUAUAUAAUACGUUGUUCAUAAAUAUUGAUACACAAAACCCCUUCACAAAACAACAAUCUCCAAAAGUUGUACUCAUUCUUUAGCUGUUUAUGGAGAUGGCUAGAUCAUAUGUACCUCUGAUAGCUGUGAUGUGCGUUUCACUACUGCCACUUGCGGCCAUGGCGGCUGGAACGCCAUUUCAUAUCGAAGGAUGUGUUUAUUGCGACACUUGCCGCUUUGGAUUCGAGACAAUCGCCACCAAAUAUAUCACUGGGGCAAAAGUGAAAAUAGUGUGCAAAGACAGCGUCACAUUGAAAUCGGAGGUGGUCGGUGAGGCGGUGACAGGACGGCGAGGAAGAUACAGAGUUGCCAUCAAAGGAGACCGACAGGACCAGCAAUGUCUGGCUGUGCUCGUCGAGAGUCCUAUGUCCAACUGCCAAUUCCCUGAUCCUGGUCGCAGCACUGCCACCGUAAUCCUCACACGUUCUAACGGUGCCGCCUCUACUCGCCACUUCGCCAACGCCUUGGGAUUCUUCCGGGACCAACCACUCCGCGGUUGUGCCGCUCUCCGCAAACACUACCUCGCCGAUGGUGAUUAUCGAGCUAUUUAAGUCAUUCGACUCACCUUAUGUUCAUGCCACAAAAACAAAAAGUUGAUUUACACCCUUUUUUGCGUAACGUUCUAGUUGAGUCUCUCUAGACGUCUAUAAGAUACUAUAUAAAAGAUAUUUGCAAUUUAAUUUUUUCUUUUGUAAUGUUGAUGAAGAAGAAAAAAGUUAUAAACAAUUUCGUCGUC